GGGAGCUAAAGAAAUGGAAGUGACAGCGCCAAGCUUUGCAAAGGCACUGAAACACCAGCUAAAAAUUUUGUCAAAGAAGACCGAGCCUAUUGGAGCCGGGGAGAGAGAGAGGGAGAACCAGGGAGCUCUCCCCUCCAAAAAGGAGGCAGCUUGGCUGGCCCCACAGCCCUAGGUCCAAGUUGGGGGCCCAGGAGCCCAUUGCUGGGUAGCCAGGCAUGUCUGUGCCUUCCAGCUGCCUGGAGGAUGCAGCGAAGCAGAGAGCAGCUCGAGAUGGCAAGAUGAGGCGAGAAGAAGGGGACGAUCCCCAACCCGAGGGGAAGAGACUGAAGCUGGGGAAUGAAGGAGGACACAGUGGGAAGGAAGGAGCAGAGGAAGGCGGAGAGGGGGGACCAGAAGGCAAGCAGGAGAGGAUCUUUGGCGCCCAGAGAGAAGGGUCUGGGUCCCAGACAGAGGGAGAAGGCCAAACUGGCCAUAAAUCUGCCGUAAUAGACUUGACUACGGGUGCCAGGAAUGCUCCUCAAGGUCCAGACUAUGAUGAAAGAAGAACCGGAGAGGAGGACGAAGAAAACGAGGGCGCCAUGUCAUGGAGCCAAAUCCCAGGGCUGGAUUUCCAAGCCCUGAAUCUGGCGUCAUAACAUAAAACAACCCUGCAAGCACCUGGCGGGAGAAGAUAAAAUGAGCCUGGGAACUCAGGGUUGAAAGUAUAAACAAUUAUAAUUGAUGUAGUGUGUGGGAAUGGUAGUAAUGUGAUCCGGAGGGUGGGGUUUGAUGAUGAUAUUUGCGUGUACUAUUACGUUGCAUCAGAAGUGAUAAAAUUGAAUGUAUGUAAACAUUAGGUCAUUCUCGACUUUUCCAAAGUCAUGUAUUCUUCAAUAAAGAUUGGAUUUGAGAGCAGCUAUCUUU
Molecule: messenger RNA, 903 nt
Organism: Anolis carolinensis (green anole)
Lineage: Eukaryota; Metazoa; Chordata; Lepidosauria; Squamata; Anolidae
Exons: 3
Coding region: 216-635 (139 amino acids)
Source: RefSeq, a predicted model, not a curated record